This is a messenger RNA of Chiloscyllium plagiosum (whitespotted bambooshark), 1557 nucleotides long. RefSeq names its product isopentenyl-diphosphate delta isomerase 1 (gene idi1). Gene Ontology annotation, molecular function: isopentenyl-diphosphate delta-isomerase activity. Lineage: Eukaryota; Metazoa; Chordata; Chondrichthyes; Orectolobiformes; Hemiscylliidae. The record is from RefSeq and is a predicted model, not a curated record. Gene Ontology annotation, cellular component: cytoplasm. Gene Ontology annotation, biological process: isoprenoid biosynthetic process; isopentenyl diphosphate biosynthetic process.
UUCCCGCUCCUCGGAUGCUGCCUGACCUGUUGAUUUUUAACUCCAACACCAGCACCUAACGGCACUCAAGUACACCUCCAACCAUCUCUCUCUCUAAUGAUUCAGCUUUUGUUUGUAUUUUUAGAGAGAAACAAGAGUUAACGUUUCGAGUCCGAUAAUGACUUCUUCAGAACUUAUAACUGUAAAUAAGGGCCGCAACCGCGAGAGCAGAUGGAAACUCGAUAACACGUCAUAUGCACGUUGCGACGGCCAAUGGGACGCAGUGGGACGUCAGCGAAAGGUGGAGGCAGCCGGAAGAAAGAUCGGCGGUGAGGAAGGAGAUAUCUGCUUCAUACCGCGGAACUGAGGACAACUAUCGGCGAAGCGGGCUGCUUUAGGGCCACCAACGGGAUUGGAUACACGAUCAGAACGCGGCGACUGCGAAUUCGAUACAAACUUGUCUCAACGUUCGAUUCGAACACAGGGCAACAUUCGAGCUCAGUGCGCAAGCGCCUAUCUCCCGGACCACGCUCGAACCACUGCCCAUUGAUUGGGCCGGCUCAUCGGAAGAUCGCUGAAGGCAGCCCGCGGGUUGGUGGCUUUCGCGUGGAUUGAUGUUGCGGGCGGCUCUUGUUGCUCAUGUGCGGCAGAUCGGCGGCUUGUUGUCACAGCGAGCACCUCAGGACCGAGCAUUUGUGGUUCUGCGCUCGCGCUUCGGGUACGUUGGAAAUAGGAAUACAGCAACAAUGCCAGAAAUAAACAUAGACAAUCUGGAUGAAAAGCAGGUCCAGCUAUUGGCAGAAAUGUGCAUCCUGAUUGAUGAGAAUGAUAAAAGAAUUGGAGCAGACACAAAGAAAAAUUGUCAUCUUAACCAGAACAUAAAUAAAGGAUUACUCCACAGAGCUUUCAGUGUCUUCAUCUUCAACAGUGAGGGGAAACUUUUGUUGCAACAGAGGUCUGAUGCAAAGAUCACAUUCCCAGGUUGUUUUACAAACACUUGCUGCAGUCACCCUCUUAACACCGCAACAGAAACAGAGGAGAAAGAUGCUCUUGGUGUAAGGCAAGCAGCCCAACGCAGGUUAAAGGAAGAGUUUGGAAUACCUCCUCAACAGGUUCCUCUGGAAGAGAUGAACUAUCUUACACGUAUUCACUACAAGGCUCAGUCUGAUGGAAUCUGGGGAGAACAUGAAAUUGAUUAUAUAAUCUUCAUACAGAAGAAUGUAACUUUAAAACCUGACCCCAAUGAGAUACAGAGUUACUGCUAUGUGACUAAAGAUGAACUCCAGAACCUGUUGGAAAAGGCAGAAAGCAACAAAGUGAAAAUUACACCUUGGUUUAAACUCAUUGCUGAGAAGUUUCUAUUCACAUGGUGGGACAAUCUACAUAAUCUGAAGCAGUUCAUCAAUCAUGAGAAAAUUCAUCGAAUGUAGAAUACUUUUGACUUCCUGCAUGCAAAACUGUUAAAGAACUAAUUUUAUGCACAUUAUAACACAAUAUUAUGCACAUACAUUGCAAGCAGUGCAAAAUGUUAAUAAAAUAAAAUUGAGAAUGAAUUCUCGUGAGAAACACAACUUAAAA